AUGAGUGAUGAUCUUGGUUAUACUCGCGUUGUUUGGAAACGAAAAAUGGAUCAAGGGAAGUUCCAAAGAAGAGUAUUGUUUAAACUUGAGCAGCUAUCAGAGGAAGUAAAGUCCUUAAAAGACCGUCUUGAUUUCAGACUUAAUCAGGUAAUUGAGGCAGAUGAAAGUAUGUCUUUGUUGAAAAAAAAUAUGAAUACUAUGGACGAUUUUAAUGAAAAUCAAAUUCAGCUCGCUGAGGAACCAAUGAAAAGGAAAUUGAUUGAAAGGCUGAGUAAAAUUGGAGGUGCCAACAUAGGUGACUGUACUCGAACGAUUAUGCGACGUAUGUUGGAUUGUUUUCUCAUGAGAAAUUUCAACAUGGAUGGGCAGAGAGGCGGAAAGAGAAGUUUUAAAGACACCAAUCUUUAUAAAUGUGUGAUUAGGUCUGUCCUAGAAAGAUAUCCAAAGGAAUCAGAGAAGACAGUCCAUCAGUUUAUUCAGGGCGUGUUGAAAAACGCACCAGCAUCACAAAAAUCUGAUUGA
Messenger RNA from Hydra vulgaris (swiftwater hydra), 522 nucleotides. The record is from RefSeq and is a predicted model, not a curated record. NCBI's taxonomy places the organism in Eukaryota, Metazoa, Cnidaria, Hydrozoa, Anthoathecata, Hydridae.